Actinia tenebrosa (Australian red waratah sea anemone) is the source of this 2458-nucleotide messenger RNA. RefSeq names its product monoacylglycerol lipase ABHD2. NCBI's taxonomy places the organism in Eukaryota, Metazoa, Cnidaria, Anthozoa, Actiniaria, Actiniidae. Gene Ontology annotation, cellular component: sperm flagellum; sperm plasma membrane. The record is from RefSeq and is a predicted model, not a curated record. Gene Ontology annotation, biological process: steroid hormone receptor signaling pathway; acylglycerol catabolic process; sperm capacitation. Gene Ontology annotation, molecular function: acetylesterase activity; monoacylglycerol lipase activity.
CAGUUGACGGGUUUCCCAAUAUAGAAGUGAAUGUAAAUGUCAAUACGUUUGUCUUUUGUAUUGUUUGCCCUGAACCUUAGCAUUUUCCACCUCGAUGAUCAGUGUCCCUGCAAUCAUAGCUUUCUUGGCUGUGAUUCUCUGCUUUCUCAUACGUAUUUUGAACCUAACCGAUCGAGAGCUAAUGCCAGAAACCUUUGACUCCGGGAGCGACUUUGUAAAGGCAAUCAAGGCUUCUUGUCCAUUCUUGAAGGAGAAGUAUGUUCCUCCAGUAUGGGCAAGAAGUGGACACAUGCAGACAUUGUUUGCUAGUCAGGUUGGCAGAGUAAAUGCACCAACUUUAUUAGGCAAGCACCAUACGGUUAAGAUGAAAGAUGGAGCCACUAUGACCUUUGAUGUUUAUGAACCAGAAAUGACUAAGAGAGAAGAGAAAUUAAAUACCAUUAUCAUAGUUCCUGGAAUAGGGAAUUGUAGUGACACCAAGUAUGUACGCACCUUUGCUGGUUAUGCCUUAAAUCAUAAUUUCCGAGUGGCUGUUCUGGAUCAUCUUGGAGCCAGAGAGAACAUUAGGCUGACUUCUCCAAGAAUAUUUACAUACGGAAGCACAGAUGAGUUGAGAGUCCUGGUCAAGCAAGUCAUAGCAAGGUACAACUGUCAUCAUCUAAUUGGAGUUGGGUUUUCCAUGGGAGCUAAUGUUCUUCUCAAGUAUCUUGGGGAGAAACCAGAAAGACAAAAGAACUUCACUUGUGCUAUAUCUGUUUGUCAAGGGUAUGACAUUAUCAGUGCAUCACAAUUAUUCUGUGACUGGGAGGGUGCAAGAAGAUUCUACAGCUUUGCCAUGGCACAAAACAUGAAGGCUCUAAUACUUAGGAAUGAGCACAUUCUGUUCAGAGACCCUGAAAUGUGCAUGCAAAAGGCUCAUGUCUGCAGUGCUACAUCACUGAACGAACUAGAUGAAGCAUUCAACAGGAGAAUGGCACACUUUGAUGAUAUAAAAUCAUUUUAUGAAGAAAACAGCAGCUGUAAAUUCAUGACUAAUAUUAAGAUGCCUGUUCUGUUGCUUAAUGCUCGUGAUGAUCCCAUUAUUCCUGAGCAAUUAUUUGCUUCUCCUUUAAAACAUGUUGUAAGCCAUGCCCUGACUUUCAUCAGCCAAGUGGUCGUUCUGGCAAAAGGAGAAUCCUCAAGCAUUGUUUGUGUUGACGAAACAUGGUGGUCACCUAGGGUACUACGAAGGAGGGCUGUUUGGAGUCUCCAAGAUAACAUGGAUGGAUAAGUCAAUUUUACAGUAUAUUUUAGCUGCCAUAAGUAUUUCUACUAUCCACAACUUCUCAAAGGCCUCAAAGAGCUGAUGAUCAUUUUGUAGUUUAUAUAAAAUAAUAAUUAAUGAAGUGUUUUAAGCACUUAAGGUGGCUCCAUAUAGUUUUUGUACGCGCAUGCGCCAGGUUGUGCACAAACAUGCGCAGUACCAGAACUUUUAUUUUGAUGAUGUCACGAAAAGUUGGUUGUAUGCGUUAUUUAAGAAAAAAAACUCAAAAGCUACUUGGUCAAAUAUCUUUAAAUUCAAAGUGUUUUUUCUUCGUAGAAUGAUAAGUCAGCUGAUGCAAUAUAGAAAAUAUUUUGACUACAGUAAACUUUUUAUCUUGAAAAAUCAAAAUUUCUUUAAUAUCUUGGUUUCUGUAGUCACAAUUUCAAUAAAGCCCUGUCAUAUAAUAGGUAACAAAACAAACUUUCGUAUUACACAAUCAAAAGAUUUUCAUUUUUUAAUGGCAAAAAGGGCCGCRUUUUGUGGCUAACUUCUAAAUUCUAAAUUUUCACAAAAAAUGAUUCCUAAACACAGUCUUUAAUAUGGUCAGCAUAUCAGAUAUCAAGAUAUAGAUCUGUAUUUGCUAUGAAAUAAUUUCUAGUUCUAUUACUCUAAAGCCCGAAACUAUAUGAAGCCACCUUAAAGCACUGGUAAAAGUGGGGCUCUCUUGUAAAACAAGUAUGUGUGGGUGUAGGUUACAGUAUUGACAGUAAUAAUGCAUCUUAAGGGUCAAGAGGUUACUGUAGACAGUAGAACCUACUCCUAAUGGAAUAUUGUGUUGUCAAAGUAACCCCUAGCUCACAAGAUCUGUUAUGGCAACAACUUUGGUUGCCAUAACAACAUAUCUAAUUUCUUAAACUAGGACCUUUAUUAGAGUGCAAACAAUUAAUCCGUGAAAUGCUAAUUGCUAAUUAAUAGUACAAAAUAGUGCUAAUUAAACAAUAGAAAACAAUGGACAAUUUACAUAUAAUUGUGCUAUUUAGUAUUACUAAAUUAAGUUUCACGGUCAUAUUGUUUGCACUCUAACAUAAUUAAACUACCAUGUGACAUACUAAAGAAGUUGAAAUUACUGACAACUACGUGCAAAUGACUUUGAUUACCAUGACAACACCAAGUGCCAAAUGCAAAUGACUUUGAUUACCAUGACAACACCAAGUG